Messenger RNA from Nelumbo nucifera (sacred lotus), 1492 nucleotides. Its product is annotated as staphylococcal-like nuclease CAN2. Gene Ontology annotation, molecular function: ATP binding; nucleic acid binding; nuclease activity. The record is from RefSeq and is a predicted model, not a curated record. Gene Ontology annotation, cellular component: cytoplasm. Lineage: Eukaryota; Viridiplantae; Streptophyta; Magnoliopsida; Proteales; Nelumbonaceae. Gene Ontology annotation, biological process: tRNA aminoacylation for protein translation.
AUAUCUGAAUUGGAGGCAGGGAGGGCGACUCCCCGUCUUCCCCAUUCCAUUUCCUCUCCUUUCCUCUUUCAUUCAAAGCUUCUUUCUUUUCUCUACAUUUCAAUUAUUUUCGAAUUUCGAUCGAGUCUUCUUCUUUCCUUUUCGCUGGGCCGUUGUGUAUGAGCGUGCUUGGGACUUGGGAGUAGGGAAUGGGGAACGUUCUAAGGUUUCUGUGUGGCCAGUGCUGUAAGCCCACAACCCAGGAAUCUGAAUCACUUGGUCCCCAUGGCGUCACCACCGCCACCGUCGGAAUUUCGGCUCUUUGUCAGGAUCUCCUCAACUUCCAGAGCACAUCUCAGGUUCCGGAAGGACUCGGUCGAUAUGUGGUCUCCUCGAAGAAAGCACAGGCUAACUGGUACACGAAACUUUUAGCGGCAUGGAAUGAAGCAAAGCCAUCUCCAAAAACACCUGAAGAAGCAGCAAGGCUCGUCAUUCUCACCUUGAAGAGACACCAAAAGGCAGAUGUUGAGGGUUUAUUGGCCUUCUAUGGUCUCCCUCUUCCACACACUCUGGUCGAAACCCCUACACGGCCCCCGACAUCAUGGCCCGAAGGGGUCCAAUUCCAACUGCAGACACUUCCAGUGGACGCGAAAGCUGUUGCCGAUGGGGAUACGAUAACAGUUUAUGUGGAUACCACGGACCCCAGGGAAUCCUCUACCGUUCCCAAAGAUGUGCAAUCGGCAGUGGCUCAAAGAUCAAAGGCGCGUGCAGCCAAGAAUUAUGCAAAGGCAGACGCACUCCACAAGAGCAUUGUUGAUGCUGGGUAUCGCAUUUUGAGCGGUCCCAACAAUGAGGAGGUUCUUGCCCGAAAGUAUAGGAUUAGACUAAGAGGCAUAGACGCACCAGAGAGUCAGAUGCCCUAUGGAAAGGAGGCAAAGGAAGAGCUGGUUAAGCUGGUACAGGGGAAGCGCUUGACAAUCUAUGUUUACAACGAGGACCGCUACGGCAGAUGCGUGGGGGAUAUCUACUGCAAUGGUCUCUUCGUACAGGAAUCAUUACUCAAAAGGGGGUGUGCAUGGCACUACGUGGCUUAUGACAAACGUCCAGAAUUAGCAUUGUGGGAGAAGGAGGCUCGAGCUGCUCGGAUUGGAUUGUGGGCGGCAAGGAACCCAGAAAUGCCUUGGGAAUGGAGAAAAGACAGACGCGAGGGCAGAUAGCUCCGAAAUAAAGAUGAUGUCCCCUUCGGCCUUUCCUGCAACUGCAAGCAAAGAAUAGGUGGCCCGUGGCCCCAGGCCCAUCCCAACCCUUUUCGAUUUGCAUCUUAUCUAUUGUCUAUGUUCAAAACUUUUUUCUAUCCUUUGCUUCAUUUUUUGGGUGGUCUUCUAUUAUUCAAAAUUUUCAUUAACAUAAUCAUGUUGUGUGUAUCUAUCUAUUUUGAAUUAGACCCUCGAAUGAAAAAUUGGUUAUAGCUUGUAAUUACAAGCUUACAAUAAUAUCCAAUAUAUAUCUUGGC